This is a messenger RNA of Myripristis murdjan (pinecone soldierfish), 3323 nucleotides long. RefSeq names its product NCK adaptor protein 2a (gene nck2a). The record is from RefSeq and is a predicted model, not a curated record. Bases 253 to 1449 code for a protein of 398 amino acids. Gene Ontology annotation, cellular component: cytoplasm. Gene Ontology annotation, biological process: ephrin receptor signaling pathway; cell migration. NCBI's taxonomy places the organism in Eukaryota, Metazoa, Chordata, Actinopteri, Holocentriformes, Holocentridae. The transcript is spliced from 4 exons. Gene Ontology annotation, molecular function: signaling adaptor activity; receptor tyrosine kinase binding.
UUGAGGUGGAGGCAGUCAGCCUGCGACGGAAAAACAAGCAAGGAUAGGUCGAGUAGUAUGUGCCUAGUUUAAAAUUUUAAACAAAAACAAAACUGUGAAAACGAAGAAUAUGUGGAUUUGACGUUUAUUUCUGUCGCUUAUGCUCGGGCUUACUUUUUUGUUUUGUACAAAGGUUUUCGUUUCUGCGUGUUUGAGUGUGUCGCCGGUUGCCCAUUCUCACUGGAGUGAACACUAAGGGAGACUCCAUGAAAGAUGACAGAGGAGGUGAUUGUUGUAGCCAAGUGGGACUACACGGCCCAGCAGGACCAGGAACUUGACAUCCGUAAAAACGAGCGUCUCUUCCUGCUGGACGACUCGAAGACCUGGUGGCGCGUUCGUAACACCUCCAACCAAACGGGCUACGUUCCAUCCAACUAUGUCGAGCGCAAGAACAGCCUGAAGAAAGGCUCGCUGGUGAAAAACAUCAAAGACACACUAGGCUUGGGAAAAACUAGGAGGAAGACAAGCGCCCGUGAUGCCUCCCCAACGCCAAGCUCAGACACAGAGUACCCCUCCAACGGCAGCGGGGGAGGAGGAGGGGGAGGAGGGGGAGCGGAGAGAAUCUACGACCUCAACAUCCCAGCUGUGGUCAAGUUUGCCUACACAGCGGAGAGGGAGGACGAGCUGACCCUGGUCAAGGGCUCUAGGGUCGUCGUGAUGGAGAAGUGCAGCGACGGCUGGUGGCGGGGAAGCCAGGCAGGCCGUGUGGGCUGGUUUCCCUCCAACUACGUCCAGGAGGAACUAGGAGGAGGCGAUGACAGGGGGGAGGGAGAUGCCUCACGAGGCCACUAUGGGAGCUCUCAGGGGACAGCGUUGGCUAAUGGGCGCGCAGGGGGCCGUGGCAGAGUGCUCCACCUGGUUCAAACACUCUACCCCUUCAGCUCCGUGACAGAGGAGGAGCUGAACUUUGAGAAGGGAGAGGUGAUGGAGGUGGUGGAAAAGCCCGAGAACGACCCCGAAUGGUGGAAGUGCAAAAACUCGCGUGGCCUGGUGGGCCUGGUGCCUAAGAACUAUGUGAUGGUGCUGAAUGAGGGGCAAGGCCUGCCCUCCUCCACGCCCAGCUCCCCGCAGAUCCGCUCUGUGGCACCGGCACGCUCAGGGAAGUUCGCCGGGAGGGACUGGUACUAUGGCAACAUCACCAGACACCAGGCUGAGUGUAUCCUCAACGAGAGAGGAGAGGAAGGUGACUUCCUCGUACGAGACAGCGAGUCAUCGCCCAGUGAUUUCUCUGUCUCUCUGAAGGCGGUGGGUAAGAAUAAGCACUUUAAAGUGCAGCUGCAGGAUGGAGUGUAUUGCAUCGGCCAGCGCAGGUUCAGCUCCAUGGAUGAACUAGUGGAGCACUACAAGAAAGCCCCCAUUUUCACCAGUGAACAAGGAGACAAGCUGUACUUGGUCAAAGCGCUGCUGUGACGCACACAUCCGCACACCUACACUGGAACAUGCUUGUAUGACACACAGACACACACAGACACACAUACAUACACAUACACCCACAAGCACCUGUACUAAUUCCACUCCUUUACUGUCUUAAUGCAAGCCUUAGCUGUGGACCCUCUUGCUGUGGACGCAGGGGAUCUCACACCUUCUGUACUGCAUCCAGAUCCUCAGUCUCUCCUUUAAGAUUUAUCUGUCGCCCUCCAGUGGUGAAAAGGUGAAAUUCUCUCUGGCUGUACAACCAAACCAUUACCCCAAGACUGCAAGCAUUAUGUAAGCAAAUAUCCAGUCACAUGCGUCUUAGCCGGUCCAUAUUUAAGCCUCUCAGUUAGGAGUGUAACACUAACAUAUGCAGUGACCACACCUGCUGCUAACAGAGUGACUAAGGCCUUGUUUGGGGGGUUUAGCUUUCCUUCUGAUGUCACACAUGACCUCCCAUUUAGUUCUGAACACACAUAGGUUACACCAUUGCUCUUAACCCACCAGACAUGCUACACAGGAGGACAGACGUUAAGAACAGUAGAAAGAGGACACGGACUUCGGAGGGACCUUACUGUCUGGUGUUGUCCUGUCGGAUUGCUGGCCUUUGUUUUAUUUUGUUGUUUGUUUAUUUUUUAAAAGAUGUUUGAAUGCUUGUUUUUGAGUCAGUGAUGUGAUUUUUUUUUUUUUUUUUUUUUUUUUUUUUAAGCUAAUUUAAAUCCCUCUCUGGAGGUUCCAAUCAUUGAUCGUUCAUUCAGUGGCUUCACAAAGUGACCAUAAUCACUCUCUUGCCUUUUUUCUCCUCGCCCGUAUCUUCACUAUUCCUUUACACAGUUUAUCUCCCCUCUUGAAAACUUGUCUUCCCCCACUUUUGUCAAAUUCCUUCUCCAGGCUUUAUCCAGAAGGAUCUUUUCAGAGAUCUGGAUCCCUCAAAUUUCCUAUACUAUGUCUAAAAAUGACGGAGAUAGUAUUACUGCGAAAAAGGAGAGCUCUGAUGUCCAGCAGAGUUUGAAUGUUUGUUAAUGUACAACCAAAUGUGCCACCCUCUACCUGUACUACUGGCUCUAGUUCUGCAUUGCACUCGUUCUACUUGCAUUCGUAUUCAUUGCUCUUAGUUCAUGCUCUGUAUUGUUUCAAGCUCACAGCGAACACGUUUCUGUUCUCCAGUUUGUGUCCGUAGCCGAGUGAAGGCACUAAUUCAAGAGUAAUAAGAAGUUUUUGGUAAUGUUUUUGAGUAACUACACUUAAGACUCCCCCCAUCUCAAAAAUGACUUAGGGUGUACGUCUGUGAAUAACUUUUACCAUGCUGUCUUGCUGCAAAUGAAUGCAGUUAGGAAAGAUUACCUCUUUUGAUCAAGUGUUUGUCAAAGAUGAAUAUAUCUUUGUGAAUUUUGUGAUUACAGAUAAUUUUCCUCAAAAUGUCUCAUACUGUGCACACACACACACACACACACAUACAUAUGCGUACACACAGAAACAAACUAAAAUUCAGUGAUUGACUGAGACCCUAAUGACAGAUUAGCCAACUAAGAGGGGGAGGCCAAUAACUGUAUAUUGUAGGACAUUGAUGAAUCAUAAGUAAACUAUAAUUUAACUGCAAACAAAUCAUUUAGAAAAUGUUUGUUAACAAUUAGUUCAUUAAACCAGUGCAACAACUUUGGUUGCUGUAGCAAGGCAGAAGCAAUUUUUGAAAAUUUGGUAUUCAUUUUUCACCAUUAUAAAAGCAAGUUAUUGUCUUCUGGUUUAUAAAUGACUUCUAAGAGAAAAAAAAAAUCAUAUGUCCUACCAAACAGUCUAUUUGUUUUUAUGUUCUUUUGCUAUGUGCAUUUGUUUACCAAUCGGAGUGUUGAUCAUGGGGUUCUCAGCUUUUA